This is a messenger RNA of Symbiodinium sp. CCMP2592, 2139 nucleotides long. Lineage: Eukaryota; Dinophyceae; Suessiales; Symbiodiniaceae. The record is from the annotation of a GenBank genome assembly.
AUGGAGUCCUUCCUCCGUGCGGUGGGUCUUGCCCCAUCCGAAGGAACUCCCCUAUGUGAAAUGCCAGUGGCAUCGCGACGGAGGCCAAGCUCAGCGGAUCGAAGGGCCUUGUCCCUACAGGAGCUGCGGGAGCUACUUCCCGACCUCGCGGGUGUGGCUGCCGGCACCGAACCGGGGAUCCUCUCCCUCGAGGACGAAGCUCGGAGUUUGGAAUACCUCGCUCCCAAGGAGGCGCUGGAGCUUCUGCGGCGUUGGUCUGAGGCUCUGAAGCGGCGAGCUCGGGCUGAGGAGUCCUUAGUCAGCUUCAAGGCUCAGUUUCUUCGAAGCAAUGCACUGGAAAAGGCGUUCCAGGGCCUUCGCAAGAAUGAAGCCUGGAAGCACGAGAUGGCGGACCGCCCGCUCUUUUCAGCGGAUGGCUCCAGCCCAGCUGAGGUUUUCGCCGCAGAGCUCCGAAGCGUGCUGCAGCUCUCCCUGCCGCGGGCUGCCUCGCAGCUGGCGCAGCCGCUGCAGGAGGUGCUCUCAGAGCCAUCUGCUCCCCCCGAGACGGUGGCAGCGGCGCUGACAGCACUUCGAGCUUUCAAGGAGGACUGGCGAGAGGCCGUCCGUGCUCAGGCAGCAAAGAGUCUCGAAAGGCGGCUGGACUCACUCAAGUACGAGCUGCAGAAGAUGCCCAGCGUAUCACAGCUGGGCCCGGCACGGCGUGUGCUGCGGGAUCGUGUGGCGGUGCUGGCACUGCUGUUGCAGGCCUUAGCCGACCUUAGGCUUGGCAUGGAGACGCGGGGUGCCGAGAUCGACAGCGCCCUGGUGGUCUUGGGCCUUCAGACAUCGCCGGGCGGCAGCAACUCCUCUCGCCAAACAGGCACCACGAGUACGACCGCAGAGUCCUCCAGUCGCAGCCGUGCGAGCUCCGCCAUUAGCGACAGCAGCAAAGGCACCGAAGAGCCCAUUCCGGAGAUGCCCAACCUUGCAGAAUGCGAGGCUGCCGUGGAUGCCAUGGUCACGAAGACGGAACACGGCAUGCGUGAAGGGCUCCGUCUACUGCGGCUCCCAACGAGCCCACUGCAUUUUGUACCGGGGUCCGAACUCCGUCUCCGCGGUCAUGACAUCAGGGUGGCAGUUUGCAGCUUGAUCGCGCACUGGCUGGAGGAUGAGAAGCCUGCCUUUUUCGACGUGUUGCAGCGCAUCCACCAGGUGCUUCGGAAAGAAGCGCCGCCAGCUCGGGACUCGCUCGCCACGUCGGAGCUCGUCACGCUUCGCGAGACGCUGCGCGCCGAGAGACGAGGGCUCCUGGACCAGCUGGAAGGCUUGGAUGAGCGCUUGCGUGUCAUAGACGAGCAGCUGAAUCUGCCGACAGUGGUGCACGACGUGCAGGUCAGCACGGAGAGCGGCACUCUCUUCAACUGUGGUGCGAAGCAAAGUGCUAGUGAGGACAAAAAUGUGGAGCCACGGCUCAACGCCGGGUGCCAAUUGGCUGCUGCCUUGUCCGGUAUCGCGGAAACCCUGGCGGUGGAGAACCAGCGCUCGGUGGAGCGCUUUGGGGCGCAGCUUCAGCUCAGGCGCGCCGAACUCCUCUCGGCGCUGAGGGAGCACCUGGCGGCGGAGGAGGGUCGGCUUUCUGCCCUCGUCGUUGCCCCAAGCGGGGUCGUGAACGCUGCCCAGGUGGCAGCGGAAGCUGUGUAUGGGGCCUUCGAGGAAAACAGGCAGCUUUGUGACCUGGUUCAGAAAGCGCUGGGCCCCGCGAGCUCGCAAGUCAGCGAGCUUUGUGCUGGGAGCAGAUGCCGUGCCAGGUGGAUGGAUGGCAACUACUACGACGCAACCAUCCACACUGUACUGCCCGACGGCUCCGUGGUGGUGAACUGGCUGCGGCCGCGGCCGGGACACGACAGCAAGGAGCGGCCGCUUCGGACCAUCAGUGGCGUCGGCGGCGACGACACCUUGCAUCGGAUACUUCAAAAGGUGGACAUUCACUUCGAGGGCCUUGGCUCCGAGGGCCCCGGGCCCUCGGGCUCCGAGGCGGCGCUGUCGGUGUUCCAGCAACGGAUCGUCGGUGUGCGGACUGUGGCGCUGAGGGGCCGGAGUGGCCCGGAGUCUCAGCAGCUAAUGUCGCUCUGUGGUCACAAGCUCCUUGUCAUGCUCUAG